Leishmania mexicana MHOM/GT/2001/U1103 is the source of this 1806-nucleotide messenger RNA. RefSeq lists its product as hypothetical. The transcript has a single exon. The record is from RefSeq and is a predicted model, not a curated record. Bases 1 to 1806 code for a protein of 601 amino acids. Lineage: Eukaryota; Euglenozoa; Kinetoplastea; Trypanosomatida; Trypanosomatidae.
AUGACGCGAAAAGUUGCCGUGGCGGCCGUCCUGGCAACCGCAGCACUUCUGCUGCUGCAUACAGCCUCCCUCGCCUCCGUAGCAGCGGCGGCAGUAGCCCCAACACAUGUGUCGUCAGCGCCGCCGACGGCGCAGCGCCAACGCCUCCGCUCCCUCGCUGCCUACGCAGAGCGGGUCGGGAUGGCUCUGGAGCUUUUCGUUGGCAGUCACUACGAGAGCGGUGUCACCGACAUCAAAACCGCUGACAGACAAUCCACAGAAGACAGCCACUUGGACCCUUCUGAAAGCCUCGCGCCAAUGCCAAGCGCCGAUCGCAUGCCACUGCUUGGGUUUAUCACGCAGUGCCUGAAACAUCCCCACACCGUGGUGCAGUCCGGGGUUCAGUCGGUGAUGAGAUUCGCCAGCGCUGGCCGCACGCUUGCGUCCGUCUUGGUCGGAGGCUCUCUCGAAAAGGACGCAGAGGCGCUCCUCACCAAGGUAGAGUCAGAUGCGGACCUCCACGCGGAAGUCAGGAGUCCCAAGACGUCGCUUCUCGUGUCGCCGCCAAACGCGCACAGGACCCCUGCAGCUAUUCAUCAAACGACCCGAACGGUGAACACACCGCUGCACCAGGUAUUUCACAGCACGAACCUCCAGCAAGUGAAGACGCUGGUGACGCAGCCUGCAGAACAGACCCCUCUCAGCUGCAUAAACGGUGUCAGCGCCUACUCCUCCAACGCCAUCGUUGCAUGCAGAAACUCCGAGGUCACCUACACGGCAGCGGAGUACGUGUCACUCUCCGUGCAUGAGCAGGAGCAGUGCGACGGGUACAUCUCCGAAGACGAGCCGUAUACACAGACCUGUGUGUGCGCGCAAGACUACUACAUGACCCACGUCAAUGAAAGCAGCUAUCUAUGCCGCAGUCGACCGCUGGACGUAGAGGUCCUUCUCGAGGGCAAACACCUGUGCUUCAGCAAGGCUGAUGUCGCGCUGGGGUUGCCGGGAACGACGGAAGGGGAGUACUGUAUCAAGACAAAUCGGAACAGCACGCUGCAGCUGCGUGUCACGUGGAAGUACAACUUCCUCAGCAACGACGCUAUGCUGGCUGCAUCGGUAUUCCAUUUUCAUGUGCCUGAGCAGGUGCCACGGGAAUCAGAAGGCCUACAGUGGGUGGUCAUGAGCGGCAGAAGACCUGUUAUGGGUAACUACAGUGCACUGUCGAUGAGCACAGACAUCUUCAGCUACUUGGUAGCCGGCUACGCUGGCGCGGGUAAGCCGCCACCGUCGCCGAAAGACGUCGGGUUUUACUUAUCGGCCAACACGGAGCUGCUUUCCGCCGCCGCCUUCUCGGCUGUGUUCUGCUUCACCUCGCCGCGCAAGACGAAGGAUCAGCUGAAGGAGGUACCACUGAAGACAGAGGCGGCGCUGAAGCAGUAUCUCGGCAACCCCGAUGGUGUCUCCUCGUACUCGCUGACUCUCAACCUCUCCACUGUCCCUAACGAGUUUGUGGAGGCCAACCAAAUGUACGUGGAGGUGGGUCUCAAGGGGGGCCCGUCCAUCUACUACUACCGUGUCGCCCGCAUUCAUGUUUCUUUCACGGACCUCGCCGAGCCACCCACCAACGCGCACGAGUACAAGAAGCCGCUCGACCCGCUCUACAUCCUCCUGAUCGCCGCCAUCAGCGCCCUCGUCAUCGGCACCGGGUUGGCGGUGCUCUGGUACUACUGCAUGCAGCCCGAUGACUCUGACGACCGGCUCGUCUCGGAUGCGCAGCGGAAGAAGGCGCAGAAGCAACGCCCUGAUGCGAAUUCAAGGUCUGCCGACUAA